Molecule: messenger RNA, 1785 nt
Organism: Fonsecaea erecta
Lineage: Eukaryota; Fungi; Ascomycota; Eurotiomycetes; Chaetothyriales; Herpotrichiellaceae
Exons: 2
Coding region: 1-1785 (594 amino acids)
Source: RefSeq, a predicted model, not a curated record
AUGUCCUCCGCCAAAUCGCGCCUGUCCAGUUUGGCAGCGCAGAUAUUCCCUGCCAGCGCUCAGCUUCCAUCCACCAAGUCAAUCGACAAUCUCAGCAUCGACAACCACACCGUGGGUACUCUGUCAUGGUACAACGUCCAUACUCUUUCCCCGGCGUUCUUUCUUCCCCGCGCAGCAUCCAUCGAGCCUAACGCCCCAGCCAUCUAUCAUCGCACGGCCAACAACAAAAUCCUGAGAAGGUCGUACAUCGAGUUCGCCGACAGAGCUCGAGGAUUCGCGUAUUAUAUCAAGAAGAAGGAAUACAAGAGAAUCGGGAUAUUGUCCACGAAUACCCCGGCUUUCCUCGAGGCCGUCUUCGGCAUUGGGGCCGCAGGUGCGAUCAAUAUCGCCAUCAAUUAUCGGUUGAAAAAGGACGACAUCGCCUAUAUCUUCGACCAUGCAGAUGCGGAUGCCAUAGUAGUCGACGCCGAGUUCCUGAACUUGCUCGACGACUAUAGGCAAAACCAUCCUGACGUACCCAUCAUCAUCGACACAGACACGGAUGCUGUCGAGGGCGAGCUAUGUGGACCUUUCGAUCAGGCCGUGCUCGAGGGCCUCCGAUACGAUACCUCACUCGGAUCUCGUGGCUGGGAUGGCCUCGAGGCCCAGGCGCCCGACGAACUUGCCGUCAAUGCCUUAGCAUACACAAGUGGGACAACCGCUCGACCCAAAGGCGUCGAGUACACCCAUCGAGGUUGCUAUUUGGGAGCUCUGGGCAACAUCAUUGAAUCCGGUCUUGCGUAUCAUGAUGGUGAGCGGUGCAAGUAUCUCUGGACCCUGCCCAUGUUUCAUGCCAUGGGUUGGACUUUCCCCUGGGCCGUGACUGCUGCGCGAGGAACACAUUACUGUCUUCGCAAAAUCGACUACCCGGAGAUCUGGCGGCUGCUGAAGGACGAAGGCAUCACCCAUUACUGUGCAGCCCCGACCGUCAACACGCUUCUAUGCGCGGAUUCCAACGCCCAGAGGCUGUCCAAGCCCGUGCGAGUCACGGUGGCGGCCAGUCCUCCGACAGCACAUCUAUUUGAGCAAAUGACAAAUCUGAAUUUGCACCCAGUACACGUUUAUGGACUCACUGAGACAUAUGGUCCAAUCACAAAAGGAUAUAUCCUGCCGGAAUGGCACGAGUUCUCAAAUGUCAAGGAUAAAUAUGCCAAGAUGGCUCGUCAAGGUCACGGCUUCAUCACAUCACUGCCUGUCAGAGUGAUCAAGACCGAUGUACCUGAGGGCACCAUUGUUGAUGUUGAGAAAAAUGGUAAAGAGAUAGGAGAGAUCGUGUUCAAUGGCAACAUUUGCGCUAGAGGGUACUACAAGGACGAAGCCGCAACCAGAAAGCUCUUCCUUGGAGGUGUGCUGCACUCCGGAGAUUUGGCGGUAUGGCAUGAAGAUGGAGCCGUCCAGAUUUUAGACCGGGCAAAGGACAUCAUCAUUUCCGGUGGCGAGAACAUAUCUUCCGUCGCGUUGGAAUCGAUGCUUGUCACGCAUCCGGAUAUCCUCGAGUGCGGCGUGGCUGCCGUCAGCGACAGUCACUGGGGCGAACGGCCCAAAGCCUUUAUAACCGUCAAACCGAACGUCAAGGUGACGGGGGAAGACGUGAUCAAAUGGGCGCGCGACCACCCAGGAAUCAGCCGUUUCAUGGUGCCACGAGAGGUCGAAAUUGUCCCCGAAUUGCCCAAAACCAGCACGGGCAAGAUCAGGAAAAAUGUACUCCGAGAAUGGGCCAAAGGCGCAAAGAGAGAAAAGGACUAA